Molecule: messenger RNA, 3514 nt
Organism: Patiria miniata (bat star)
Lineage: Eukaryota; Metazoa; Echinodermata; Asteroidea; Valvatida; Asterinidae
Product: transcriptional repressor NF-X1-like
Exons: 18
Coding region: 112-3171 (1019 amino acids)
Biological process (GO): negative regulation of transcription by RNA polymerase II
Cellular component (GO): nucleus
Molecular function (GO): zinc ion binding; RNA polymerase II transcription regulatory region sequence-specific DNA binding; DNA-binding transcription factor activity, RNA polymerase II-specific
Source: RefSeq, a predicted model, not a curated record
AACGUGUGUGAGAUCAUAAUUUCAGAAGUGUCGUGAGUGUGGUGCAAUGUCGAACUGUCCAAUUUGUUAAUUCAGUCACAAGAUUAAUUCAUUAUUGAAGAGAGAUUUCCGAUGGCCGAAUCCAACUUACGGGAAACAGCGCCUGAAUUCCAACCCACACAGUCACAGUCCUACGCGCCCCAAUACCAGUACACCGGUCAACAAAACUUCCAACCCUACCAGCCGUACCUGGUCACCCAGAACUAUGUCUCCUCAGAGCCAGCGUACAGGCCCCGCGGUUCCCGCAGCAGGCCUUUCAGUAGGAGGGAGCGGGGCCGGUACGCCCCUAAUUUCAACCAGAAUUUCGGGGCUGGACAUUUCCAGCCUCCCCCAUUCCAGCCCCCUCUGGCCGAAUACAGCAACUUCAACCAUAACCAACCCCAUAUGCCGGAGUUCUUCGAAGCGCGCGGCCAGCGUGGGGUCGCUGGAGUUUAUAGAGGUCGGGGGUUGAGGUCGCAGCGGGCUCCAUUCAGAGGUCAGAUUCAUCAGAUGCAGCAGCCGUAUUUUCACAGUGGUGCGCCCUCGUAUCAAGGCGACGAGCCACGCGAUCAGAGCAGUGGUAGAAGUUCUGACACUAGGUGGCGCUAUGACAACCCAUCAGUGGAAAGCAGAAAUGCGGACAAGCGCCCUAAUUCGGGAAGGGGGAGGAGUAAAAAUAGUGCAGCAAAGCAAAGUUAUAGAAAUGACGUUGCCAAAGUGCGGAAUCGUCCCAAGUACGAGGGCAGCACGGAGACACAGACCGGUUCCAUGAUUGAGCAACUGACAGAGGGGGCCUAUGAGUGCACUGUGUGCUGUGAGACGGUGCGCUGUGAGGCACCCAUCUGGAAUUGCCAGGAGUGCUAUACAGUAUUCCACCUGAAGUGCAUCAAAAAGUGGGCCAAGUCCCCAGCUGCAGCGGCCGAAGAUUCGGAUGGUUGGCAGUGCCCCAUGUGCCGCAACGUCACCCUCCUGAUCCCCUACGGCUACAAGUGUUUCUGUGGCAAGCAGCGUGACCCGCCCUACCACCGUGGCGAGAUGCCUCACAGCUGCGGCGAAGUCUGCCGCCGCGCGCGGGCCAAGACCAACUGCGUGCACACCUGCAACAUCCUGUGCCAUCCGGGGCCCUGCCCGCCGUGCCCGGCGAGUAUCAAACAGUCGUGCCUGUGUAAGAAGACGUCGCAGACCGUGCGGUGCGGCACGCAGCAGGUCAUCCGCUGCCAGGCGGAAUGCGGGAAGAAACUCAACUGUGGUGUGCAUUCGUGUGAUGCGGUGUGCCACGAGGGGGAUUGCAAACCGUGUGAGGUGGAGAUGAAGCAAGAGUGUUAUUGUGGCAAGGACUCCAAGGUAGUUUUGUGUAGUCUUGGUGACGAUGGUAACUUACUACAGGAAGGCCCAGCCCAGUACCCAUGCCAAGCUGUCUGCGAUAGAACCCUAUCCUGUGGCAACCACACCUGCAAGCGACCCUGCCACCCUGGACCCUGUGACCUAUGCCCCCUGACCCCUGACCUGGUCACCCGCUGUCCCUGCAGUCAGACCAAGUUGUCAGAACUUACAACCCACGGAGAAGUCCGCAAGACAUGCCUGGAUCCAGUGCCGACGUGCAAGAAUACGUGUGGCAAGCCGCUCAAGUGUGGUGGAGACUAUGUGCACACCUGUAAGCAGCCAUGUCAUGAGGGCGACUGCCCCGUCUGCCCUCUGAACUCCACGGUCCGGUGCCGUUGCGGCCAUCGCAUGAUUGACGUCCUCUGUCGCGAACUCGUCAAGGCGUAUGACCCGCUGACAGGCCAGGUGUCCAUGAUGUGUGACCGCAAGUGCCCCAAGAAAAAGGAUUGCGGGAAGCACAAGUGCAACGUCAAAUGCUGUGUGGCCAAGGAGCACAACUGCAAUCAGGUCUGUGGUCGGAUGCUGAACUGUGGUCUCCAUCGAUGUGAGGAGAUGUGCCAUGCUGGCAACUGUGUACGCUGCCUCAAUGCCAGUUUUGACGAGUUUUCCUGCCACUGUGGUGCCAGCGUCAUGAUGCCGCCCAUCCGGUGUGGUACCAAGCCUCCCGAAUGCAGUGAGCCAUGCGCUCGACGGCAUGACUGUGAGCACCCGGUGCGCCAUACCUGCCAUAGUGAAGAGGUCUGCCCGCCGUGUGCUGACUUGACAUCCAAAAUGUGCAUGGGCAACCACGAGAAGAGACACAACAUUCCAUGCCACAUCAAGGAUAUCUCAUGCGGCCACCCCUGUGGGAAGAAAGUGCCAUGCGGAAUGCACAUAUGCAAGAUGAUCUGUCAUAAGGGUAGCUGUGAAGCCUGCAAGCAGCCCUGCCUGGUGCCUCGCCCAGAGUGUGGCCAUGCUUGCUCCGCCCCUUGCCAUGCGGGCUCGCCCUGCCCACCCUCCCAGUGCAAGACCAGGUUUGUCAUCCGUUGUGCCUGUGGGAACCGCUCCGAGACCAUCCAGUGCCUGCAAGGUGGAGAUGACGUGAGGCUGACGGAGGCAUUCCAGAGACUGGCGACGUCUACCGUGGCCGGACAGGGCAGCCAAUCAGGACAAGACGUCGACAUUAGCCAGCUGAUGGCACUGAGAAACAGCAAAACACAACGACAAUUGGAAUGUGAUCAACAUUGUUCCAUUCUCUCCAGAAACAAGCGACUUGCUUCAGCCUUACAAAUCAAGGAUCCAGACUCUGCCAAGUUUUCACCGACCUACAAUCCCUUCCUUAAAGAACAGGCUAGGAAGAACCCUCAGUUGAUAGCCAACAUCAUCAAGGAGUUAUCAGCAUUGGUCACGUCUGCACAAUCUUCCAAACAGCCUAGCCGUAGCCAUGCCUUCCCAGCUAUGAACCAGAUCCAUCGCCGUGUGGUCCAUGAGUUGUCUGAGAUGUACGGCUGUGAAUCACAGAGCUAUGACCAGGAACCCAAGCGCAACGUGGUCACCACUGCUAGAAAAGGCACAUGCUUCAUUCCCACGGUGUCGCUGUCCACCGUCAUUGAUCGGGAGACACACCCCAAGGCCCCGCCUCCAAUCGUCCACACCAAGCACGAGACACCCAGACGCCUGACGUCCCUGUCUAAGAUGCCCCGGCCAGAGAGUCCCACCAGUCCCCCGCCUCAGCCCAAGGAGCCCAUUGUGGAUAACAGUGAGGUCCCUGACUCCUGGGAAGUCAGAUAGUUCAUCAUGGCAAAUGCUUCCCAAGUUACGCAUGCACAAAUCCAAAGGAUAUCGCAUUGAGUUGCACAUGGAAGACACUGCAGUUUUUGGCUGCAGAUAUCAGGGCGGAGCCAGGUUUGGCCCAAGAGAGUGGGGGGGGGGGGGUUAGAUGUCAAGGGGGUUAACAGGCAUGUGUUAUGUUUUUAUGCAUGAUUUUCCUAUUUGGGGGGGCUAAAGGGGGGAGGGGGUAAAUCCCCUAACUCCCCCUAUCCCCACCGUGACCCACCGUCACCCUCAGCAGAUCUGCCAUUAGCAGAUCUGGGGAGGGGGGGUAUGGGUUACAGCAACAGCCCCCCCCCCCCCC